Rhododendron vialii is the source of this 486-nucleotide messenger RNA. RefSeq names its product B3 domain-containing protein At2g33720-like. Gene Ontology annotation, molecular function: DNA binding. NCBI's taxonomy places the organism in Eukaryota, Viridiplantae, Streptophyta, Magnoliopsida, Ericales, Ericaceae. Bases 1 to 486 code for a protein of 161 amino acids. The transcript has a single exon. The record is from RefSeq and is a predicted model, not a curated record.
AUGAACAACGCAAUCGCGGCAGGACGAGUAGCCGGUUUCCGGUUCUACACCCGCAAAGAGAAGGAAGAAGAACGCCGUCUGGGCGUCUGCACAAAGUUGGGCUUGAAACCCUACGACCCCUGGACUAUACGGAAAACCCUGUUCAAGAGCGACGUCGACGGUUCUUCACGCCUCUUGCUGGGAAAAGACGUCGUCGAAAAGUAUGUCAUUCCGUACAUAGGGCCGUGUUGGGAUCGCGAAGGUUGUGCGAAUGACGUUGUGACGGGUUGCAAGGUUUCAGUCUUCGACAUCGAUACCGGGACUGUGCAUCAACUGGUGUUGAAGAGAUGGUCGACAGAAAGUUUUGUGCUUACUAGCAACUGGGUGAAGGAGUUCGUGCGCAGGAGGGCGUUGGAGAAAGGCAACGAGAUUGGAUUGUUUUGGGACCCAUGGAACGCUCGGUUUUGCUUCGGUCUCCUCAGAAAGGCUGCUGCUCCCCAUAAUUGA